This is a messenger RNA of Pocillopora meandrina, 4422 nucleotides long. The record is from the annotation of a GenBank genome assembly. Lineage: Eukaryota; Metazoa; Cnidaria; Anthozoa; Scleractinia; Pocilloporidae.
CGCACAACAUCUCUUAGAGUGGCCCGUUGUCACAUAUAGUUCUGUAAACCACGUUACAUUGUCUGUUGUUCGUGAACUUUCUCUGUUUUGCCGUCCGUAAAGUAGUGUAACUUUCAUGGAAAACUUGUCUAGGGACCAGAAAAGUUAUGCAAAAAAGAAUACUCUCGAUUCUCUUUUGGAACAGGGAGAAUUGUUGGCUCGAAACGGAAAACUCGAUCAGUCGUUCAGUGCUUAUUCAAAUGCUUUCCGUGUUGGAGUUGUACCAAAGGAACGUAUCGAAUCUUUGGUGACCGCACUGUUGGAAUUUCAAAGAAACAAACUAUGUAAAGAGAAGAAAGAAGGAAAAGGUUCUCCAGUGGUAAACAGCAGCGGAAAUAUUUUAAUUUGCUCUCUUUGUCAGUGCCUUUUUCUGAAGCCAGUUACCCUCUCCUGCGGUCAUACAUUUUGUCAAAGUUGCCUCAUUGAGGAGCGUUCGUUCACCGGUCGAGUGGAGUGUGCGAAAUGCGGAAAGUUUGAGUCGGAAGAUAUGAAACACUCAGUGAAUUUACUAAUCACGAACUCCAUUCAGAAAUGGUUUCCCUCGGAGUUUCAGAAUCAAGUGGAUAAACUUGUCGGACAUAAACAUCUCUCUGAGAACGACGCGAAAUCAGCUGUUGAUUGUUUUACCAAGAUCCUGUCGGUAUCUGCUAAUGAUUUUCACUGUUUGUGCUGGCGUUCUGAUGCACUUCUCCAAACUGAACAAUUUGAGUUGGCGCUUCAAGACAUCGAGCAAGCAUGUAAACUUCGCCCUACUUCAGCAAGAACUGUCUACAGGAAAGCUGCUGUGUUAGCGAACUGUGCUAAACACGAAGGAGUUCUUUCAUCUAAGCACGAAGAGAGCGUGUUAGCUUUGUUGCGCUGCUCUGCUCUAGCGCCUAGAUGCGAGCGAUACCGUCGGGAGUUCACAGAGAGCUUGCAUCAAUUGUUGAGCCCAAAAUUCACAAACUCGAAUAGGACUUUGCUGGUACUCAGAGCUGCGGGUACUAAACUUGUUGCGACACCGCAGGAAAAAGCACUCAAUGGAAGUGUAGGGAAGCACUUCAAUACCCUUGCCCAUGGUGGUGAAAGAUCAUUUAGUGGAGAAGUUAAUAGUAAAAAUAACUCUGGCGAAAAUACUUUUUCAAAAUGUUCGAGCAGUCAGUCUGGAAGUAUGUUCAAACGGAGAAGGCAAAGAUCUCGGUCCUUUUCAAGCAGCGAGGAAGCUCCCAGUAACUUCGAAAGACAACAAAACAAAAAAUCUAAGGGCGAAAACUGUACAGCAGGAGUAACAUACGAGGAUAAAUUGAAAGAUUUAGAUGACUUUGAAUGCAAACUUUGCUUUAAUUUGUUAUUUCAACCGAUUACUACAAUAUGUGGACACACUUUUUGUCGAGAAUGUCUGGAGCGAUGCCUUGACCAUCGCGUCGAAUGUCCAUGUUGUCGGACGGUUCUUGAUCAAUACGACCGAGGAGUACCAAACAUGGAAGUCACUGAAGUACUGGAGUUGAUUUUGGUCAACUAUUUCACGGCAUAUUAUAACGAAAGGAAGAGAAAUCAUCAAGAAAGCAUCGAGAAACUCGCGAGGUGGGUAACAAUUUUAGAAUGAAGAUGACAUAACGAUUACAUAACAGUUUGUCGCGUCAGUGAAUCUUCCUGGAAGUGAACUUUACUUUACUUCCGAGUCGUAAAAUCGCCUUUCUGGUGCGACGAUUGAUAGGAACCACAUUAUUUUUAGAGAGAAAUAUUUCUAUCCCUUAGAGUUGCAAGUCUUUCAUGGUCGACAGUCUUGGGGGAAGAGAAAGAAAAAUGGUUAUAUAAUUGAAAGAUCGUUAUGUAACUAGCCGACUUUCACGUGUGUUGCGAAAAAGUAAAGGAAAAACCUGACAUUUAAAGAGGCGAAAUCGACGAUUCCUGUUUUGUACAAUUAACCAGUUUUGGGAAUGGUAUAUACAUAUGUAAGAACAUUCUGGCCUAAUAAACUGAACAUUUCUAAUUGAUUUUUUCGGGACGUAAGGUAGCCAUCUUUAAAAUAGGUCUGCAAGGCAUACAUUCCUGAACCGUCUGCUUGGUAGUAUUGAAAUGUCUUUUUCCUCUCUGUAUUGGCUUCAAUUUUGUUUAUAUCUUCUUUUUUGUUUGGUUGUUUACUUGAUUAUGUUUAAAUUUAGGUCAUCUUCACUGACACAACCUGAUUUCUCUCUUUGUGAUGCCAAUUUUCUAUUUAGGCUCCUCUUAGUGCACUUGAACAUAACAAACCAACUUACUCUCCUGGGAGAAUAUAUGAGGCAUAAGUCGUAAUUUAGACAUGGAUUUUAUUGUAAUUGCUUUUUUUCCUACUCAAUCAAAACUAUGACAUUAACAACUUAAUCCCUGAUUAAAGUCAAAGUUGAACUGGCUGUGGGGAAAUUUUGCUUUAUUUCUCUUACCUUAAUGCAGCACUUUGUUUGUCUUUCAAUAUAGCAUCCACCAGAGGGGUUAAUGGUACCUUCAGCCUUGAAAUUGUUUCUUUUUAUAGAAAAGCUCACUUAUUAGUGUGGCAUCAGUUAUUGAAUUCUAGUUGGUGAUUAAAGUGUUGAACCAACCACUUAGAACUUAAUUCAUGUCUUUUCCCUCCUCUUCAGUGUGGGAAAAGAUGGCCAUGCACAAGUCCCUAUUUUUGUCUGCACCCUAGCUGUUCCAAAAGUUCCAUGUCCUUUGCACAUAUUUGAGCCACGGUAUCGCCUGAUGUUACGGCGUUGUGUCAGUUCAGGCUCAAAGCAAUUUGGCAUGUGUGUCCCAAGUGAUGACUCAAACAAGAAUUUUGCAGAUUAUGGUACUAUGCUCAAUAUCAAGUCAGUGAAUUUUCUUCCUGAUGGUCGGUCAAUUGUGGAUACAGAAGGGGGAGAGCGUUUCCAUGUUGUGUCAAGGGGUAUGUUGGAUGGUUACCAUACAGCAACUGUUGAAUGGCUAAAGGAUGAACAGGUUGAGGAUGCAGAUGAAAUCAGACAACUCCACGAACUAAACAGAACUGGCCACAACACAUUACAGACUUGGUUCAGUCAAAUGACAUCUAGGCAGCAACAGUGCAUCAUGAAUGCUAUUGGACCCAUCCCAGCCUUAAGAGAGGAUAUUCAGCUGUGCAACAAUGGACCAGAUUGGAUGUGGUGGGUACUUGCGGCACUACCACUUCAGGAUAAACCCAAACUUAUUAUUUUAGGGAUGACUUCUAUACUUGAACGGCUUAAUAGCAUAAUUCGUUUUCUCCAGUUGAUGCUUUCUCUACAGAAAAAGUCAAUGGAGACAGAGUCUCCAGGGUCUUGAAAAACAAUUUAUAUAUGUGACCAAUUUUUAUGGUAUGAAUUUUUCACAUCAGAAUUUGUUGUAUUUUCUCAGUGGUGAACUUCUGAAAUAGUAAUUUAUUUAUUGAAACUCAGCUUUGUAUGUUCAAUAUGCAUAAAAAAGUUGAGUUAUUUGUCUCUAAGGCUUUGGAAAAAUGAUAAUUUUGGCAUUAUCAGAACAGUUCACCACAUUUGCUUCUUUUUUAUUUUGGUUUUUAAUUUUUUUUCCUAUUUUGAAUCCACACUUGACUAUUAUUUCUCAACUUAUAUUAGUGGUCUUUGAUGUUACAGUCAGAGUCCUCAGCUCUUUUAAUCUGGUUGCAUGGAUGGGCUUUGGUCUAACUGGUUAAUUUAUAACUUCUCUUUGUAAUGUAAAAAUAUAACUCAUCUAGAAAGUGGUGAUGAGAAUAGUUGGGUUUAUCAGCCAUAGGUUAUUUUUCAUUGAUAUUGCCAAUUCUCCUAACUUUAAGUUAUAUGCAAGAGUUGACAGCAAGAAGAGAGAAUUAGAAUUCAGACAGAGUCAGUUGAAGGAUCAACACCACACAUCUUAAAAUUUUUAUCUUUACUUAUGAACCCCACUUGGUUAUGAGCUCUACUGUGGAGUCUGUCCAAAAGACUAUUUUUGUGUAGAAAUAGCAAUGACAUGUGACUGUGUUUUCAUUAAUAUGAAGCAUUGACUGUCAGUUUGAAAGGAUUUGUGUUGUUAUGUUGACAUGGACUUGGUUGGGUUGCCUUUGUAAAUCAUUAUUUAUUUAUAUUAUUAGACAGUGGAACCCAUUAAGUUCAUUAAAGUGUGGGUCAUCACUAAACUGUAAACUGUUAUCAGGGCUCAGAAAAUAUUGUAGAGAACAUGUGCAGCUAAAUUUGAUGACUACAUUGAUGUAAAAGAAAAAGUAAAAUUGUUGCAUGAAGGGUAAUUCGCUGUGGCUUUUUAUCUUACAUUCCACAUCCAACAAGACUUAAGUUUUUGCCAAUUCAUUGCCUUUAGUUGAGUUAUUUUGGGAGAUGUGUCAUUAGACAGAGUUAUUUAAAGUACAUUGUAUGCAAUUAUUGAGUUGUAUGUCAACACUUAAUAAAGAGAUCAGUUCAG